GCCAUGGAGCUGCUAAAGCUGAACCGGAGCGCGCAGGGGUCCGGACCUGGGCCGGGGGCUUCCCUGUGCCGCCCGGGGGGGGCCCUCCUCAACAGCAGCGGUGCGGGCAACCUCAGCUGCGAGCCCCCUCGCAUCCGCGGAGCCGGGACACGAGAACUGGAGCUGGCCAUUAGAGUCACCCUUUAUGCAGUGAUCUUUCUGAUGAGCGUUGGAGGAAAUGUGCUCAUCAUCGUGGUCCUGGGACUGAGCCGCCGCCUGAGGACUGUCACCAACGCCUUCCUGCUCUCACUGGCAGUCAGCGACCUCCUGCUGGCUGUGGCUUGCAUGCCCUUUACCCUCCUGCCCAAUCUCAUGGGCACGUUCAUCUUUGGCACAGUCGUCUGUAAGGCGGUUUCCUACCUCAUGGGGGUGUCUGUGAGUGUGUCCACACUAAGCCUCGUGGCCAUCGCCCUGGAGCGAUACAGUGCCAUCUGCCGACCGCUGCAGGCACGCGUGUGGCAGACGCGUUCCCACGCGGCUCGUGUGAUUAUAGCCACGUGGAUGCUCUCUGGACUGCUCAUGGUGCCCUACCCGGUGUACACCGCCGUACAGCCAGCAGGAGGGGCCCGUGUGCUGCAGUGUGUGCAUCGCUGGCCCAAUGCGCGUGUCCGCCAAACCUGGUCGGUCCUGCUGCUCCUGCUCUUGUUCUUCGUCCCGGGUGUGGUCAUGGCUGUGGCCUACGGGCUCAUCUCCCGCGAGCUCUGCUUAGGACUUCGCUUUGACGAAGACCGUGACAAGGAGAGCCAGAGCCGAGGCCCAAGCCAUGGAGGGCUGCGGAGUGGGGCGGCACCAGGUCCUGCCCACCCCAAUGGGCGUUGCCUGCCCGAGAAUGGGCUGGCUGGCGAGGAUGGUGAUGGCUGUUACGUGCAGCUUCCGCGCUCCCGGCAGACCCUGGAGCUGUCCGCACUGACCGCGCCCACUCCUGGGCCAGGAUGUGGCCCCCGGCCCUACCAGGCCAAGCUGUUGGCUAAGAAGCGCGUGGUGCGGAUGUUGCUGGUGAUCGUUGUGCUUUUUUUCCUGUGUUGGUUGCCACUGUAUAGUGCCAACACGUGGCGUGCCUUCGACAGCUCUGGUGCACACCGCGCACUUUCAGGAGCGCCGAUCUCUUUCAUCCAUUUGCUGAGCUACGCCUCAGCCUGUGUCAACCCCCUGGUCUACUGCUUCAUGCACCGUCGCUUUCGCCAGGCCUGCCUUGAGACGUGUGCCCGCUGCUGCCCCAGGCCUCCACGAGCUCGCCCCAGGCCUCUUCCCGAUGAGGACCCUCCCACCCCUUCCAUUGCUUCGCUGUCCAGACUGAGCUACACCACCAUCAGCACACUGGGGCCUGGCUGAGGGGUAGAGGCGGAGUGGAGGCUGAGGCGGGACACACCCAUUCCUACAAGCAGGGACCCAUCCAGACACACGAGAGACACACACCCACUGACAUAGGAGACUGACACCCAAAAGCAUGGACUAAUCCCAAUGUGCCCACCCACGCACACACACACACAAGUGGCUUACCUGACACAAAA
Neomonachus schauinslandi (Hawaiian monk seal) is the source of this 1550-nucleotide messenger RNA. It is a transcript of the gene CCKBR, whose product is annotated as cholecystokinin B receptor. NCBI's taxonomy places the organism in Eukaryota, Metazoa, Chordata, Mammalia, Carnivora, Phocidae. Gene Ontology annotation, cellular component: plasma membrane. Gene Ontology annotation, molecular function: gastrin receptor activity; cholecystokinin receptor activity. The record is from RefSeq and is a predicted model, not a curated record. The transcript has 5 exons. Gene Ontology annotation, biological process: phospholipase C-activating G protein-coupled receptor signaling pathway. Bases 4 to 1371 code for a protein of 455 amino acids.